Messenger RNA from Phycomyces blakesleeanus NRRL 1555(-), 696 nucleotides. RefSeq lists its product as hypothetical. Bases 1 to 519 code for a protein of 172 amino acids. Gene Ontology annotation, biological process: mitochondrial respiratory chain complex II assembly. The record is from RefSeq and is a predicted model, not a curated record. Gene Ontology annotation, cellular component: mitochondrion. The transcript is spliced from 5 exons. NCBI's taxonomy places the organism in Eukaryota, Fungi, Mucoromycota, Mucoromycetes, Mucorales, Phycomycetaceae.
AUGAAAAUAUAUGAUUUAUGUCUCAAGUUAAAUCGUGAAAAAAUGACUCAUCAGCAACAGCAGAACUACAAUAAAAAAGACAUUGCAUUGAAUAUGAACUCUUUAAAAUUUUUCUUGAACACAAUUAUUCUAUCGCCACAUUUAGGACACGACAUUUUGCCUCUCGAGCACGACGUUUACAAAUUGGACCAGAUAAAAUUGCUGGAUGCCGGACAACAAGUCACUUUUUAUGAGGCCGAAAACAAAAUGCUACGAAUUGUUAGAAGAUACUCGUCUAUGAACCGACCUGCUCCUGUACCUAUUGGCAACAAGAAACAACACCAAGAAAUGCUUGAUUUGAUUCGCAAAAAGCAACAGAGAGAUGUCACAGCCGAGGGGGAUUUGCAUGACGAUGCUCGAACAUUGAAACCUGAAUUCACAGGAGAUGUCAACCCAAAGACAGGCGAAGUCAAUGGACCAAAGAAUGAACCUCUCAAGCAUGGCGAUUGGAGUUUUGGUGGACGAGUUACUGACUUUUGAGUGGCAUGUUUAUCAAUAUAUCUUUCUAUAUUAUUAAUAUAUAUAUAUAUAGCUAUAUAUAACUGUCUCUCUCUCUCUGUGUGUGAUGCAUAUCUGUAGCCAUGUACUUGGUUGGUUGCUAGGCCUUGUAAAAGAAAAAGGUGUAUAUAUAAAUUAUAUUAUAUUUGAUUUGAUUUG